AUGCACAAAACUAGUCAAAAUACUAGAUCACGUUAUUAUGUUCGCGAAACACAAAAAAGUCUUGCCUCUGGGCGUAUUGUGGGUGGUGAAGCUGUGAGCAUUGAAGACUAUGGAUGGCAAGUUUCUCUACAACGUUUUGGCAGUCAUUUCUGUGGAGGAUCUAUAAUAUCCAGUAGAUGGAUUCUUUCAGCUGCUCAUUGCUUUUAUGGAACGUUAUUUCCGAUUGGAUUCUCUGCGAGAGCCGGCAGCAGUACUGUGAAUUCAGGAGGAACUGUGCAUACAAUUUUGUAUUGGUAUAUUCAUCCAAAUUAUGAUUCACAAAGUACAGACUUUGAUGUUUCUGUAGUUCGACUAUUAUCUUCUUUAAAUUUGAAUGGAGGUUCUAUUCGACCGGCUAGGUUAGUGGAUUCUGGAACUGAUUUGCCAGCCGGUGAGAUGGUUACAGUAACUGGAUGGGGACGACUUUCGGAAAAUACUUCUGUUCCCUCGCCAUCAACUCUUCAAGGAGUUACAGUACCAGUUGUAAGUAAUUCGGAAUGUCAACAACAAUUGCAAAAUCAGACAAUCACUGACAAUAUGUUUUGUGCUGGUGAAUUAGAAGGAGGAAAGGACUCUUGUCAAGGAGACAGUGGUGGUCCCAUGGUUGACAGCGAGGAUACUCAAGUAGGAAUUGUAUCCUGGGGAAUAGGAUGUGCUAGACCCAAUUUACCAGGAGUUUAUACGCGAAUUGCUUCAUCGCCAAUUAGAGAUUUCAUAAGACGAAUAACCGGAUUAGUAAAAAUCUUUCAAAGAAUGAAAAAUUUAUCAUUUAUAUUCUUAGCAUUAUGCUGUGCUUUGUCUUCACAAGUGGAAUCAAAUCAUGCGAGUAUUAGCCAAAAGCGUUUCCCAGAAGGUCGUAUAGUAGGAGGUGAACAGGCAAGCAUCUAUGACUAUGGUUGGCAGGUAUCACUACAACGUUAUGGAAGACACUUUUGUGGCGGUUCCUUAAUAUCAAGUCAUUGGAUUCUAACAGCAGCUCACUGCUUUUAUGGCACCAUGUUUCCUAUUGGGUUUUCUGCACACGUUGGAAGUGACCGGGUGAACACCGGUGGAAGUUUUCGGACAAUAGUAUUUUGGAUAAUUCAUCCAAAGUACGAUUCACAAACAACGGAUUACGAUGUUUCCUUAGCUAGAGCUCUUUUCGGGUUCUUUCAAAAUGGUGUGACUGUUCGACCUGCAAGAUUAGUAGAUGCAGGGGCCGAAUUACCAGCUGGAGAAAUGGUUACUGUUACUGGUUGGGGACAAACAUCAGAAAAUGCUACUACACCGCCGCCGACAAAUCUUCAAGCAGUCACUAUUCCAGUUGUUGAUAAUGAAACAUGCCAAGAGGAAUUGGAGGGUGAAACAAUUACAGACAAUAUGAUAUGUGCUGGAGAACUGGAUGGUGGAAAAGAUUCUUGUCAAGGAGAUAGUGGUGGACCGCUAGUGGACAGUGAUAAAGUACAAGUUGGAAUUGUUUCUUGGGGAAUAGGUUGCGCAAGACCGAAUAAACCCGGUGUUUAUACCCGAAUUGCAUCGCCAGAAAUAAGAAAUUUCAUACAGAGAAUUGCUAAUGUUUGA
Molecule: messenger RNA, 1599 nt
Organism: Ctenocephalides felis (cat flea)
Lineage: Eukaryota; Metazoa; Arthropoda; Insecta; Siphonaptera; Pulicidae
Product: transmembrane protease serine 9-like
Exons: 10
Coding region: 1-1599 (532 amino acids)
Biological process (GO): proteolysis
Molecular function (GO): serine-type endopeptidase activity
Source: RefSeq, a predicted model, not a curated record